AUGAAAAGUACCAAAGAACAAGCGUACGUGUAUGCUCUCUCGUCUGCAGCACUCACGCAUCACGUAGCUAAAGCUUGUGUUUCAGGCGACUUACCUUACUGUCCUUGUGGCUUAAAUUCACCAACUGCAUCUGCUGAUGCUUCCUAUAAGUGGAAAGGAUGUAGCGAUAAUGUGUUAUACGGGCAACGAGUAAGCCGUGAAUGGGCAGAUGCGUCAUGGCGUAAAAAAUGGCGUCCAGGUAGCAAUGCAACUACGCCAAAUAGGCGACGUAAUCGGGAGUUACUCGAUGAUUGGGCCUAUAUUAACACAGAUUUCUCGGAGCGCAAAUCGGUCACUGAUCUUCCACCACGUGCGCAAAUGAAUGAACAUAAUAAUGAAGUUGGUCGUCAGAUUACACAAGAAAGUUUGUAUCGUAAAUGCAAAUGUCACGGUGUAUCGAGCAGUUGUAAUGUGAGAACAUGUUGGAAUACUCUACCGGAUGUUCAUGAUAUAGCAUUAAAAUUACAAGAGCGUUAUACAGAAGCAUCACCAUUAUCAGAAUUAUUAACACAAUUUCGAUAUACUACUGAUAAGGCUAUACAUGGUGAAUUAUCACGACAACAUUUGGUUUAUCUUCGAGAUUCACCGGAUUAUUGUGUAGAAGAUAGUAAAACCGGUUCAUAUGGUACAAUGAUGAGGUAA
This is a messenger RNA of Brugia malayi, 681 nucleotides long. RefSeq lists its product as uncharacterized. The record is from RefSeq and is a predicted model, not a curated record. The coding region runs from base 1 to 681 and encodes 226 amino acids. Gene Ontology annotation, biological process: cell fate commitment; canonical Wnt signaling pathway; multicellular organism development. Gene Ontology annotation, cellular component: extracellular region. Lineage: Eukaryota; Metazoa; Nematoda; Chromadorea; Rhabditida; Onchocercidae. The transcript is spliced from 7 exons. Gene Ontology annotation, molecular function: frizzled binding; cytokine activity.